This is a messenger RNA of Mercurialis annua (annual mercury), 760 nucleotides long. Its product is annotated as myb family transcription factor PHL7-like. Bases 1 to 729 code for a protein of 242 amino acids. The transcript has 6 exons. Gene Ontology annotation, molecular function: DNA binding; DNA-binding transcription factor activity. The record is from RefSeq and is a predicted model, not a curated record. Lineage: Eukaryota; Viridiplantae; Streptophyta; Magnoliopsida; Malpighiales; Euphorbiaceae.
AUGGGCUCGAGUCGAACAGAUGGCUCCGGUAAAGAGCGGUUGCGAUGGACUCAAGAACUUCAUGAUCGGUUCGAAAGAUCCGUGAAUCAGCUUGGCGGUCCUGACAGAGCGACUCCUAAAGGUAUUCUGAAGGCUAUGAGCAUUCCUGGACUCACUAUUUACCAUGUCAAGAGCCACUUACAGAAAUACAGGAUCUCAAAAUUCAUCCCCGAAUCAACCCACAAAGGAAAACUUGAGAGGAGAAAUAUAUCAGAAAUGUUACCAAAUUUCAGUGCUACAUCAAAUACGCAAUUAAAUGAAGCAUUAGAAAUGCAAAUGGAAGUUCAUAGGCGACUCAGUGAUCAACUUGAGGUUCAAAACAGUCUGAAGCUUAAAAUUGAAUCACAAGAGAGAUUCCUUGACAGAAUUGUUGAAGAACAUCGAAACCGAAUCACUGUUCAGACACACAAAAAACAAUUUUCUACAGCAUCACUCCCAUCGCUUUGUGAGGAGGAAUCAGAAUCGAACAAUGCAAAAGAUUUCGAAUCCGAUUCCGAGGGCGAUACUACUAGAAUCGAAAUACAAUACGACGAUGUUCAAAUUCUAAAGAAACUCAGAACCGAAAGUGAUGUGUUGCCAUCGCGAUAUAGAAUCGAAGAAAUCGACUACAAUCCAUAUGAUGUUCAAAACUUGAUUCUUCAAAAAGAAGUGAAAUUCAUCAAUUUUCCUUGGAGUACAAGCUUUUUCUAAGGUCUUAAUUAGUUUUAAAUUAUUGUUGUGG